Triticum aestivum (bread wheat) is the source of this 2902-nucleotide messenger RNA. RefSeq lists its product as uncharacterized. The record is from RefSeq and is a predicted model, not a curated record. The coding region runs from base 502 to 2826 and encodes 774 amino acids. NCBI's taxonomy places the organism in Eukaryota, Viridiplantae, Streptophyta, Magnoliopsida, Poales, Poaceae. Gene Ontology annotation, molecular function: ATP binding; protein kinase activity. The transcript is spliced from 10 exons. Gene Ontology annotation, biological process: protein phosphorylation.
CUCCGUGUCUAUCUCUAAAAACAGUAGCUCCACCGUCGGCAGCACAAAACGCGUCUGCAUCUUUUGUGGAGGGAAGGAAGGCGUCUCUACUUGCAGAGAAACCCCUCCGCGUUGUGCCUGUGUGCCUAAACCCUGUAGAAGAAAGAUGCUCGCAAUUUCACUGUGACGUCGCCGGAGGCGACGAGGACGAACCCCGAGCUCGGCGGCGGCGUGAGGCCGCUUGCCCCACAUAUCCUCUCUUCAGGAACUUCCACGGCAUCCGGAACUCGCCAUCACUAUACAGCAGAGUUAUCUUCUCCAGCUGGUGGCAUCCCCACAGCUGGAGAUUCAUUCCCCUCUCGGAGUAGUUCAGAUAGGGUAGAAGCGGUGACUUGCAGAAGAUUGUGCUACUCCCCUUAAAUCUCUAUCAUACUCUUGCUUACCUUUGCUCCAGUCACUUGUGUCGCUUCCGUCUGAAACUUCACCAACAUUGCCUCCAAAACUUUUGCCUGAGCCAAACUAAUGAUCAGCUACAUGAUUCAAGCCGUCGUGGAGAUGAUUCUAUGUAGAGCCGCCACGGGGGUUCUAGGGGCCAUGAUCUAUGUGUCCAUUUGUAUGUUCAUGGAGUAUAUGCUUUUCAAGAAUGCACGUGACAACAUCAUGUUCCUUGAAGCUGAGCUCGAGGCAAUGCAGGCCUUCGUCUUGAAGAUGUCCAAGGUAGAGGAGCUUCACGAGCGAGAUAAGUACUGGAUGAAGAAGAUGCAGAAACUUUCCCACGACAUUGACUACAGCAUCAGCGUCUUCAUGUUGCUUGGAUUUCGAUAUGAUAAAAACGUCAAGCCAAAAGGUUUCGAGAGCCUCAUAAUCGGGACCGGGAACCUACUGAUAUUUAUAAGGCUUCGCUCUAUGAUACUAAGGGAGGUGAAUAAUCUCGUAGACCGAGUCAUUGAGUUGGGGCAGCGGCAUGGAAGGUACAAAGUUGAUUACAACAUCUCCAAGGCUACCAUCCGGUAUCUGCAAAGCUCCUUCACGGAGCGCGCAGGACGACUCCUGGUCAAGCUGCUCACUCUUCUGCUCGAGGAGUACAAGCUUUUCAAGAGUGCGUGCGAUAAGAUCGUGUUCCUCAAACCCGAGGUUGAGACAAUGAAUGCUUUCCUUUUGAAGAUGUCCCAGGUACAAGAGCCUGACGAGCAAGACAAGUACUGGAUGAAGGAGAUGCAGAAGCUGUCCCACGACAUCCAGGACAGCGUCAACGACUUCAUGCUCUGUGUAUAUGAUAACCCCACCAAGCCAAAAGGUUUCAAGGGCUUCAUAAUCAGGGCAACAAACCUACUGAAAUAUAUCAAGACUCGCCGUGGGAUAUUAAAAAAGGUCAAUAAUCUCCAAGCCCUAGUCAUUAAGGUGUGGCAGCGGCAUGCAAGGUACAAAGUUGAUUACAAAAUCGCCAAGGCUAGCAAUUCCAGGUUAAUGGAACAUGAUGUCUUGGAGCAUAUACUUGAUGGCACAAAGGAACCAACGAAUCUACCGUUUGAACUUCUGAAGAGCAUCACUAGAAAUUUCUCUGAAAACAGAGAAAUUGGUCGGGGUGGAUUUGGAAUUGUUUACAAGGGUGUACUCCCAAAUGAGAUUGUUGCUGUGAAGAGGAUUUUCAGCCACCACACGAUCGAUGAGAAGAUAUUUUAUCGUGAAGUUAACAGUCUGUUGAAUGUUAACCAUGAAAAUGUUGUCCGGUUUCUUGGCUACUGUGCUUCUACUGAGCAUUCUGCAAUGAAGAUUGAAGGAUCAAGAGAGUAUAUUUACGCUGAGAUAAGAGAAAGAUUGCUCUGUUUUGAGCAUAUCGGCAAUGGAAGCCUUCAUGAAUAUAUUACUGACGAAUUAAGGGGACUUGACUGGAAUAGACGUUAUCAGAUAAUAAAGCAAAUUUGUGAUGGUUUGCUUUAUCUUCACAAGGAAAAGCAUAUUUUUCAUAUGGAUUUGAAACCUGAUAAUAUACUUCUAGAUAACCACAUGGUGGCGAAAAUCGCGGAUUUUGGAUUGUCAAGACUUGAUGAAAAAUCACAAACAAUGGAUGCAAAUCGUUGUGUAACAUUAGGAUAUUGCUGUCCUGAAUACCUACUUGGUGGUAAGAUGUCGGUCAGAUCAGACAUCUAUAGUUUGGGCGUAAUAAUCAUUGAACUGGUGACAGGAUGUAAAGAUAUCCCUGAGAACAGUAAUGUGCUGAGGAGAUGGAGGCAUAGAUGGAAUAAAUCACUGAAGGAAACACCAUGGGCUUACCAGCAAUUACAAAUAACUAAAUGCAUCGGAAUAGGCCUACAUUGUCAGGAAAGUGAUCCAUACAAACGGCCAUUUAUAUGGGAUGUCAUACAUGAUAUCAACGAAACUGAAGAUACCUUGGGACAAACCAGCAAUGCCGAUGAAUCUGACGCUGACCAGAUAAGGCCCCACUGGGAUGAUGAUAUGCUUGGAAUUGAGCCCCUCAAGCUACAUUUUCAUUUUGAACCUAACAAGCAGAUAUCAUGCCUACUUCAGUUAGCUAACGAUACAACUACUAGCAUUGCCUUCAGUAUACAAUCGGUGAGCCCGAUGCCAUACUGCAUACAACCAAACAAAGGAAUUGUGCCGCCACUAUCCAGUUGUGCCGUUGACAUAACAUUACAGUCGCAAAGUAAGCCACUGAAGGACAUGCAGCACCUGGGUGAGUUCGUCGUGCGGAGCACCAAAGUAGCUGAUGGAGUUACAACUGAGGAGAUAACUUCAGACAUGUUCAGUAAAGUGUCCGGUGAAGUUGUUGAUGAGGUUAACGUGGAUGUUGUUUUUGACAUGCCACUAUUACUUGAGGAAGCUUGAGUAUCCGUGUGUAACACUUCAAUUUGGCAACUAGGAUUAACAAAUAACGAUAAUCUGAGGAAUUGCUUGAUUAAAA